UACGCAGGCUCAAAAGUCAAUCGGCUCUUAAAGGUGCUGAGUAAGAAAGAAAUCUAACUACUGUACACCUACUAGGAAAUUGCUUCUUAAUAUUUAUGGAGGAUCGAAAAGACAGUCCACCGGAAGAAGAUGCCAAACUCGACACAAAUGAAAUGUGUAGUGGGAAAUCUUCGAUUCCCCAGAUAGAAAAAGAUGAUAACACCAGUUCUGGGCUUCAGUCUACGCAAUCAGAACUGUACACAGAAAAUGUUUCUUGCGAUUUAGUGGAGCUCAGCAGUGAUGAUGAAGUUCAAAUCUUCGAUGUGAAAAGAAAAUCAUGCGAGAAAAAUCUGCAAGCAGAUGAUCAAUGUUCUUCUGGAAGGACUAGUCCGAAAGAUGCAACAUGUUCGGUUUGUCUCAGUGAAUAUGAUAACAAAUCAUUCCUUGAUAAGUGCUUUCAUGCUUUUUGUUACUUCUGUAUUUUACAAUGGUCAGAAAUAGUCAGGACCUGUCCACUGUGCAAAUCGAGCUUUACAUCAAUUAUUCACAGUGUCAAAUCUAUAGACAAUUACCAGCAGGUAAUCAUGAUGUACACUUUGAAAUUUAACCUUAUAACCCAAUGCCUGACCUGA
Molecule: messenger RNA, 611 nt
Organism: Pocillopora damicornis (cauliflower coral)
Lineage: Eukaryota; Metazoa; Cnidaria; Anthozoa; Scleractinia; Pocilloporidae
Biological process (GO): protein monoubiquitination; protein polyubiquitination
Molecular function (GO): ubiquitin protein ligase activity; metal ion binding
Source: RefSeq, a predicted model, not a curated record